Exophiala bonariae is the source of this 1950-nucleotide messenger RNA. RefSeq lists its product as uncharacterized. The coding region runs from base 1 to 1950 and encodes 649 amino acids. Gene Ontology annotation, molecular function: catalytic activity. The transcript has 3 exons. The record is from RefSeq and is a predicted model, not a curated record. Gene Ontology annotation, biological process: DNA repair. Lineage: Eukaryota; Fungi; Ascomycota; Eurotiomycetes; Chaetothyriales; Herpotrichiellaceae.
AUGGUUUUCACACGGAAGCGACAGGCGGAGGACGAUGCUGCUCAAAUUGAUGUAAUAGAUGCAGCAUGCUCUGCAGCCGUCUCUUCCGGCACUGCCCCUUCUGCACCAUUGACAGAAGAUGCGACGGCCACUUCAAAGAAGCAGAUCCGCAAAAUUUCUGCAGUUAAACACCAAGGAACUCUGAAUGGGAAAUGGCCAGUCCGGAAGCAGAAGAAGGUCAAACUUGCGGAUCGCGACGACGAACAUGCAGGGAACAUCAACGGCCAAUUGCCAAAGCAGAAGCAGAAGCAGCCUCAGGUCAAGAUUGAGAGUGACGAAGAAGAACAUGCAAGCAAAAAUGCGCCAUUCACCAAGGCAGAGCCUGGGCCAGCCACCAAGGGACGUCGGUCGAACAAGAUGGUCCCAAUCAAUCAGAACACCGGAGAAGACGAGGAGUAUAGUCCAGCAAUCGCUUCGACAAUUUCUGAUCAACGCCAACAACCAAUUCGGUUUCUCCGCAGACGAGGCCAGGGUGCAAUCGUUCGAACCGUGGGUGUAAUCACGCUCAAAGUCGCUCCACGCAGAUUGGCGGGUUUGUCUCGUCGAAUGCAUAUGAGAAAGCUUGCAGGAGAGCGACAAUUGCAGAAGAAAGCCCUUGCAGCGGAAGGUAUUGAGGCGCCUACCACCAACAAGUGGAACUUCACAUUCGGUGUUAGCAAGUUGGAGUACCACAAUGCACCAAGACCAAGCGACAUCGAACUUGUUGCGGAAAUUUUGGGGCGAGAGCGCCCAUCUCUGCUCGCCCAAGCCAGCCAAGACAGUGCUGCCACACCUAUGCAUUCCGGGAAACAGUUCACUAUUGAUGCAAUCGUCCGUGUGAUCCUAUCUCAGUCAAGCACAAAUGAGGGUGCACUCGACGCUCAACAAUGUAUGCUCCACGCCUACCCUUAUAUCGUCAACGGCCAAAAGGUAGUUGGUACAAUACCAAACUAUCAUCUGAUGCGGAUCCAAAGCCAAAGCAAGCUUGACAAGGCGCUCAAAAGAGGAGGACUCAAUGCCAUCAAAGCUAAGGCCAUCAAAGACUUCCUCGAUAAAAUUCACAACAUUAACCUCUCCUCGCUCAUGGCUGGAGAAGUGACUUACAGGUACAAUGCGCCGAACGCUCCAGAUUUUGUGCCAGGCCUACUUUCAGUGGAUUAUCUGAGAACCAUAUACAUCACCAAAGGCAAGCAGGCCCUAUUUGAUCAUCUGGUCGGCUUCAGCCUGAUCGGUGUCAAGUCGGCGUCUUGCAUCAUGGCCUUUGGUAUGGAGCUCCCCGUAUUUGCGGUCGACACUCAUGUUGCAGGGAUGGCUAAGUUGCUCGGUUGGGUUCCUCAGGACGCAAAGGAGGACGAUAUGUGCUCACAUCUGGACGCAAAGAUCAACGAUGACAUAAAGUUUGAUCUCCAUCAAGAUUUCUGGCGCCAUCGUCGCGCUUGUGCAAGAUGUGGCCGAAGUUCUCCAGGGUCCUGGGCUUAUGAGAAUAGCACUUGUCCUUUGGAGCUCUUGAUCACCCGCCCCAAGCCAAAAGAAGUCGCGACCGGCAAAGAAAAGUCGGUCGGCAAUGCAAAAGAUUCCAGCGAAGUCGAAGUGUCCAAUAUUCGAACAAGUGGCAAAGCGAAAGCCUCAAAUAGAGCGAAGGUGCCAACAAAGAAACAGCCACGUCCACCUGUCAUCAAAAAGGUAGACGAAAACGUGCUCAAAGCACGAGAAAAUGCACUCAUCGCACAGGGAAAGAUCAAGGUCACCUAUCGUGUCGAUGACGAUUUCGAUGCUGCAAGCAACGUUUUCACAAUCAGGUCAGUGUGGAUCGAAGACUACAGCAUGGUCGAGGCAGAUGUCCAGCUGGUGCCAGAGGACGAAGGACCAGUUGAAGAACUUGAAAUUCCACGGAAGCGCGACGUCGCAUCUUUGAAAUGCGUAGAGAUUUGA